AUGCAAUUUAGUGACUGGGCUCAUGCCUUCCCUCGACCCCGAUUUAAUCGGGUCAUGAAGCCCCGGAGUGCAGGUAACAGCCCAUCUUCUGCCAGCAAGAGACGCACCACUACCCAGAGUCUCAUGCACGCCAUGCCGAGUCAAUAUCAUCCGUCAUCCUUGGGGGCUGCCCUUCUCGCCUCUGCUUACCGGAACUCUCGUCCGAUCAGUUGGCACCCCUCAUCGGCCAGGGCCCGAGGACUUUCGAACCCGUCCUGCAUGCCUGCCUUGACCUCGGGAAAUUUCGCCGACAUGAGUACGAUGUCGAAUCAAGUCAUGAACGGGCUGUCCCUCUACGGCCAAGAGAACAUGAUGUCCUAUCCCGUCUCCGCGGGGCCUGCUUACUCGCCUGACUACCUUUCUGCCUUUUCGGAUCUGCAGGAGCCCUUGCCUCUUUCUCAACAAACCCCCUCAUUGGCGAUGACUGGCUCGCAGGUCGAGCCCAUGGCAUGGGGCAUGCCGGCAACCAACUCCGAUCUUCAAACGAUGGGUCAGACUGCAUCUGAUGCCUGGUCCCUCGACAUGCUUUCGAUGGCCAACAACAUCCCGCCGGCGGAAACUACCUGCCCCAGCUACGUUAGUGUGCCAUCUCCGGGAGAAGUCAGCGGCCCCUCGACCCCAGACUUCCUCCCCAUUCAGCAAUUCGACUCCUCGCCGAUGCUCUCUCAGAAAGAGGGCAAGCCCGAGGAGGAACUGGUUGGUAUGGGUCUAUACAGCCAACCGAACAGCUCCCUGGGCCUCGCGCACCAGGGCGCUCUGGGCAAGGGUCUCAAACUGGAAGAAACGUUCUCGCCCUCGGACGAUGAGAAGGACGACAGCUCUCAGUAUGGCGAGGAUGAUGUAAUCGAUCCUGAACUCACGCAGCCAAGUUUUGAGGAGCCCUCUCCUCCAGCUCAGCAGUCAACAUUUCCCAUCUCGAAGCAGUCCUCCAAACAAGCCCUGAACCUCCUCCACAAAUCCUUCUUUUUCGAUCAUGACGACCUGGACCAACAAACAAUGACUGCGGCGCAGCCAUUUGCCACCUUGAACAAGCCCUGUAUGAGCUAUGGCUACGGGUGGAUCUGA
Penicillium macrosclerotiorum is the source of this 1104-nucleotide messenger RNA. RefSeq lists its product as uncharacterized. The record is from RefSeq and is a predicted model, not a curated record. The coding region runs from base 1 to 1104 and encodes 367 amino acids. The transcript has a single exon. NCBI's taxonomy places the organism in Eukaryota, Fungi, Ascomycota, Eurotiomycetes, Eurotiales, Aspergillaceae.